CUCCAGCUCGCUCAGGCUGCCUCCGCCGCCGUCACCGCCACCGCCACAGCCACAGCUUUCCUCUGCUGCGGGGCCACACAGCCUUGAGUGUCAUUCCAGGGAAGGCACAACCUCGCCCAAGCUCUCCUACCUCUGCCCAGCCAUCCCUCUCGUCCUACCCCUCCUUCCUCAUCCACACUCCAUCCAAAGAAGAGGGACAAGACGAACAGAAAGGGGAGGAAGGCAAAGUCUGCUCUUCUUACUCCGUGUGUCCUCCCCCUACCUCCCGCAUCCUCAUUCUCUCACCUCCAACCAUCCCCUAUCCCAAAGGGACCGCUCCUUUGGGAGCCGAGGCGACUCAUCCCACUGCCAUGUCCAAAAGCUUGAAAAAGAAAAGCCACUGGACUAGCAAAGUCCAUGAGAGUGUCAUUGGCAGGAACCCGGAGGGCCAACUGGGCUUUGAGUUGAAGGGGGGCGCCGAGAAUGGACAGUUCCCGUACCUGGGGGAGGUGAAGCCCGGCAAGGUGGUGUAUGAAAGCGGCAGCAAGUUGGUCUCAGAGGAGCUGCUGCUGGAAGUGAAUGAGACCCCCGUGGCGGGGCUCACCAUCAGGGACGUGCUGGCUGUGAUCAAACACUGCAAGGACCCCCUCCGGCUCAAGUGUGUCAAGCAAGGAGGAAUUGUUGAUAAAGAUCUUCGUCACUACCUCAACUUACGAUUCCAGAAGGGUUCUGUGGAUCACGAACUUCAGCAAAUUAUUCGUGAUAACCUCUACCUCCGCACAGUGCCAUGCACCACAAGGCCACAUAAGGAGGGCGAGGUCCCUGGAGUAGACUAUAUUUUCAUCACUGUUGAAGAUUUUAUGGAACUGGAGAAAAGUGGUGCUCUCCUAGAAAGUGGGACUUAUGAAGACAAUUACUACGGAACUCCAAAGCCUCCUGCAGAACCAGCACCACUGUUAUUAAAUGUAACAGAUCAGAUACUUCCAGGAGCCACUCCAAGUGCUGAAGGAAAAAGGAAGAGGAAUAAAUCAGUGAGCAACAUGGAGAAAGCAAGUAUAGAGCCUCCUGAAGAGGAAGAGGAAGAGAGGCCUGUGGUCAAUGGAAAUGGUGAAGUAAUAACACCAGAAUCCAGUGAACCUGAAGAUAAGAGUGCAGGUGCCUCAGAGGAGACACCCUCCCAGCCUUAUCCUGCACCAAUGUACAGUCAGCCAGAGGAGCUGAAAGAGCAGAUGGAUGAUACAAAGCCAACUAAACCUGAAGAGAAUGAGGAAUCAGACCCAUUGCCUGAUAACUGGGAAAUGGCCUAUACAGAGAAGGGAGAAGUCUACUUUAUUGACCAUAACACAAAGACAACAUCAUGGCUGGAUCCACGACUUGCGAAAAAGGCUAAACCUCCAGAAGAGUGCAAAGAAAAUGAGCUUCCAUAUGGCUGGGAAAAAAUCGAUGAUCCCAUAUAUGGCACUUAUUAUGUUGACCACAUAAACAGAAGAACACAGUUUGAAAACCCUGUCCUGGAAGCAAAAAGGAAGCUACAGCAGCAUAACAUGCCCCACACAGAACUUGGAACAAAGCCCCUGCAGGCCCCAGGUUUCCGAGUAGACAGCUCCGCGUUGACAUUACCUAGGCCGAAAUCUGGCCACCCCCGCGCUGCCCUGGAGAGGUCACGUAGCGUGAAUGACUUGACUUACUAUUGGCGUGACUACACAGGGAGACCCUGGCCGUUGGAAAAACCACUUUUCACCCGGGAUGCAUCCCAGUUGAAGGGAACAUUCCUCAGCACCACCUUAAAAAAGAGCAGCAUGGGUUUUGGAUUUACCAUCAUUGGUGGAGAUGAGCCUGAUGAGUUUCUGCAGGUGAAAAGUGUGAUUCCUGAUGGACCUGCAGCACAGGAUGGAAAAAUGGAAACAGGUGAUGUCAUUGUCUAUAUUAAUGAAGUUUGUGUCCUUGGACAUACACAUGCAGAUGUAGUCAAACUCUUCCAGUCUGUUCCAAUUGGUCAGAGUGUCAACCUGGUACUGUGUCGUGGCUACCCUUUGCCCUUUGAUCCCGAAGAUCCUGCUAAUAGCAUGGUGCCACCCCUUGCAAUAAUGGAGAGGCCACCUCCAAUGAUGGUAAAUGGAAGGCAUAACUAUGAAACAUAUUUGGAAUACAUUUCUCGGACCUCACAGUCAGUUCCAGAUAUAACAGAUCGACCACCUCAUUCUUUGCACUCAAUCCCAGCUGAUAAUCAGCUAGAUGGCACGUAUCCACCACCUGUCCAUGACGACAAUGUGUCUAUGGCUUCAUCUGGAGCCACCCAAGCUGAACUUAUGACCUUAACCAUUGUGAAAGGUGCCCAGGGCUUUGGCUUCACUAUUGCUGACAGCCCUACAGGACAGCGAGUGAAACAAAUACUUGACAUUCAGGGAUGCCCUGGCCUAUGUGAAGGGGACCUCAUUGUUGAGAUCAACCAGCAGAAUGUACAGAACCUGAGCCAUACAGAAGUAGUGGAUAUACUUAAGGACUGUCCUAUUGGAACCGAGACUUCAUUGAUUAUCCAUCGAGGAGGUUUCUUUUCUCCAUGGAAAACUCCAAAGCCUAUAAUGGACCGGUGGGAGAAUCAAGGCAGUCCUCAAACAAGUUUAUCUGCUCCAGUCAUACCACAGAACCUGCCCUUCCCACCCGCCCUUCACAGGAGUUCAUUUCCUGAUUCAACAGAGGCCUUUGACCCAAGAAAGCCUGAUCCAUAUGAGCUCUACGAGAAGUCUAGAGCCAUUUAUGAAAGUAGGCAACAAGUGCCACCCAGGACCAGUUUUCGAAUGGAUUCCUCUGGUCCAGAUUAUAAGGAGUUGGAUGUCCACCUUCGGAGAAUGGAGUCUGGAUUUGGCUUCAGAAUCCUCGGGGGAGAUGAGCCUGGACAACCUAUUUUGAUUGGAGCCAUCAUUGCCAUGGGCUCAGCUGAUAGAGAUGGCCGUCUGCACCCAGGAGAUGAGCUUGUCUACGUGGAUGGGAUUCCAGUGGCUGGCAAAACCCACCGCUAUGUCAUCGACCUUAUGCACCAUGCAGCCCGCAACGGGCAGGUCAACCUCACUGUGAGAAGAAAGGUGCUAUGCGGAGGGGAGCCCUGCCCAGAGAACGGGAGGAGUCCAGGUUCAGUGUCCACACACCACAGCUCUCCACGAAGUGACUACGCAGCCUACACCAACAGCAACCAUGCUGCCCCCAGUAGCAGUGCCUCUCCCCCCGAAGGCUUCGCCUCCCACAGCCUGCAGACCAGUGAUGUAGUCAUUCACCGCAAAGAGAAUGAAGGCUUCGGCUUUGUCAUCAUCAGCUCCCUCAACAGGCCUGAGUCAGGAUCCACCAUAACUGUGCCCCAUAAAAUCGGACGCAUCAUUGAUGGAAGUCCUGCAGAUCGCUGUGCAAAGCUAAAAGUGGGAGACCGGAUAUUAGCUGUGAACAGCCAGUCUAUCAUCAACAUGCCUCACGCAGACAUCGUGAAACUCAUCAAGGACGCAGGUCUCAGUGUCACCCUUCGCAUCAUUCCUCAGGAGGAGCUCAACAGCCCAGCUUCAGCACCCAGCUCAGAGAAGCAGAGCCCCAUGGCCCAGCAGCACAGUCCUUUGGCCCAACAGAGUCCUUUGGCCCAGCCAAGCCCAGCAACUCCCAACAGCCCUGUCACCACCCAACCAGCUCCACCUCAGCCACUUCAGCUACAAGGACAUGAAAACAGUUACAGAUCAGAAGUAAAGGCAAGGCAAGAUGUGAAACCAGAUAUCCGACAACCUCCUUUCACGGACUACAGGCAGCCCCCACUGGACUACAGGCAACCCCCAGGAGGGGAUUACCAGCAACCCCCACCUUUGGACUACAGGCAGCCUCCCUUACUGGAUUACAGGCAGCAUUCCCCUGACACCAGGCAGUACCCUCUGCCAGACUACAGACAACCCCAGGAUUUUGAUUAUUUCACUGUUGACUUGGAGAAAGGAGCCAAAGGAUUUGGAUUCAGCAUUCGUGGGGGAAGGGAAUACAAAAUGGACUUGUACGUGUUGAGAUUGGCAGAAGAUGGACCAGCAGUAAGGAAUGGAAGGAUGAGGGUAGGCGAUCAGAUUAUUGAAAUCAAUGGGGAGAGCACGAGGGACAUGACGCAUGCUAGAGCGAUAGAACUCAUCAAAUCUGGAGGAAGAAGAGUGAGGCUACUGCUAAAGCGCGGGACAGGGCAGGUCCCAGAGUAUGACGAACCCCGCUCCCGGAGUCCUCCCGCUGCCGCCGCCGCAGGUCAGCCGGAAGUAGGCGCCUCCCUCGAAGACGUCCUCUCUCCAUUCUCUCCAUCACAUCCAGCCCCACCCUCCGACCCUUCCCACCAGAUAAGCCCAGACCCAACUUGGGAUAUCAAAAGGGAACACGACGUUAGGAAACCAAAGGAGCUUUCGGCCGGCGGCCAGAAGAAGCAGCGCCUCGGGGAGCAGCAGAGGGAGCGCUCGGCGAGCCCGCGGAGGGCCGCGCGGCCGAGGCUCGAGGAGGCGCCCGGCGGCCAGGAGCGGCCCGAGCCCGGCAGGCCCUCCUCUGAGGCCAGGGCGCCCGGCGCCGCGGCGACCGAAACGACAGACGCGGCCCGGCCUGCGGGCGGGAAAGAAGGACCCCGCGCCGCGACGGGCCCGCAGUUGGGCCGGCAGGAAGGCGCCGGGGCCGCGCCUGCGUUCGCGGGCCCGGGCGGGGGUGGCGGGGCGGAGCGCCCGGGCGCGCGGGAGGCCAAGGGCAGGGCGGGCGCGCGCGGGGGUCCCCGGCCGGGAGCGAGGCCGCCAGGGGGCGCCCCCCAGCGCAAGGCCGCCGUGGCGCCGGGGCCCUGGAAGGUGCCUGGCUCUGACAAGCUGCCGGGCGCCCUGAAACCCGGCGCCUCGGCUGCCGGCUGGUGAACCGCGCUGCUGCCGCCGCCGCCCGGCCACCCGGCCGCCCGGCCGC
Molecule: messenger RNA, 4917 nt
Organism: Erinaceus europaeus (western European hedgehog)
Lineage: Eukaryota; Metazoa; Chordata; Mammalia; Eulipotyphla; Erinaceidae
Gene: MAGI2
Product: membrane associated guanylate kinase, WW and PDZ domain containing 2
Exons: 23
Coding region: 351-4871 (1506 amino acids)
Biological process (GO): signal transduction; receptor clustering
Cellular component (GO): dendrite; cytoplasm
Molecular function (GO): type II activin receptor binding; SMAD binding; beta-1 adrenergic receptor binding
Source: RefSeq, a predicted model, not a curated record